This is a messenger RNA of Vicugna pacos (alpaca), 633 nucleotides long. The record is from RefSeq and is a predicted model, not a curated record. Lineage: Eukaryota; Metazoa; Chordata; Mammalia; Artiodactyla; Camelidae.
UUUGAUUCCUAUGAAGUCACCAUCCCCAAGAAGCUGAGCUUCCGACGAGAGCAGCAGGGUGUGGCCAAGCACGUGUCCUACCUCCUGCAGGUAAAAGGCAAGAACCGCGUCCUCCACCUGUGGCCCAAGAGGUUUCUGUUAGCCCGAACUCUGCAGGUUUUCUCCUUCACGGAGCAGGGGCAGCUCUGGGAGGAUCACCCUUAUGUACCCAGCGACUGCAACUACAUGGGCUUGGUUGAAGGAAAUCAGGAUUCCGAGGCUACUUUAAGCACAUGCACGGGGGCGCUCCGAGGCAUAUUGCAAAUCGAUGCCAGGCAUUAUCAAAUCGAGCCCCUCAGGGCUUCUUCCACGUUUGAACAUGUGGUGUAUCUCCUGAAGAAAGAGCAGGAAUUUCCUAGUCACAUCUGUGGCUUAAGUCAUGACGACACAGUAAAGCAGAUGGCCCAGCAGGAGAACGUGGCUAGGAUAAGCGACCUCACUGAGUCUUACAUGCACCAGAAGUACUUGGAAUUAGCCCUGGUCUUCGAUCACAGUAGGUAUUUGUACCUGAACUCCAAUCUUACUCUAGUCGUGAAUGACGCCAUUCUUCUGACUGCGAUCGCAGACUCUUACUUUCAAGAUGUCCGUAUGAGA